Molecule: messenger RNA, 1853 nt
Organism: Opisthocomus hoazin
Lineage: Eukaryota; Metazoa; Chordata; Aves; Opisthocomiformes; Opisthocomidae
Source: RefSeq, a predicted model, not a curated record
AAGAGGAAAAACACUAGUAUUCAAGUAAAAGAAUUUCUCCUUGUUGCUGCUGAUUUGAAUCUACAAGCCAAAGAACUGGAAGACGUUAAAUUUAUCUGAGUUGUAAAUAAAAAGAUCUUUUGCAGUCUGGGAAAAUGGCUGAUUGUCCAAACUGUGAUUUGAAAUCUCUGAGUCUCCUUCAGCUGUUUGAAAGAGUAACUGAACAAGGAGAGAAAGUCAGAGCACUGAAAGCAGGAAAAGCACCAAAGGAUGAAAUUGAUGCAGCAGUGAAGACACUAUUAUCGUUAAAACUGUCAUAUAAAACAACAACAGGGCAAGAUUAUCAGGCAGGCUUGCCUCCAAGAGAUCUUGUAUUAAGAAACAAUGGUACAACUAAAGAAGAGGACGAGGAUUUUGUGGACCCCUGGACUGUGCAGACAUCAAAUGCUAAAGGCGUGGAUUAUGACAAACUCAUAGUUCGGUUUGGCAGCAGUAAAAUUGACACUGAUCUGAUCAAUCGAAUAGAAAGAGCUAUUGGGCAAAAACCUCACCGCUUUCUGCGUAGAGGAAUCUUUUUUUCUCACAGAGAUAUGGACCAAAUCCUCGACGCUUAUGAAAAUAAGAAGUCCUUUUACCUUUAUACAGGCAGAGGGCCAUCUUCUCAGGCAAUGCAUGUUGGUCAUCUUAUCCCAUUUAUAUUCACAAAGUGGCUGCAAGAAGUAUUUGAUGUUCCCUUAGUUAUACAGUUAACUGAUGAUGAGAAAUACCUUUGGAAGGACCUGACAACUGAGAAGGCAUAUGAGUAUGCUAGAGAAAAUGCAAAAGACAUCAUUGCAUGUGGUUUUGACAUCAAUAAAACCUUUAUAUUUUCUGAUUUAGAGUAUUUGGGGAGAAGUGUCGGAUUCUACAAAAACAUCGUCAAAGUUCAGAAGCAUGUUACGUUUAACCAAGUGAAAGGAAUCUUUGGCUUUACAGACAGCGAUUGCAUUGGAAAGAUCAGCUUUCCUGCUAUUCAGGCUGCUCCAUCCUUCAGUUCAUCAUUUCCACAGAUCUUCAAUGGCAAGGAGAACAUUCAGUGUCUUAUCCCAUGUGCUAUUGAUCAGGAUCCUUAUUUUAGAAUGACCCGCGAUGUAGCACCUAGAAUUGGACAGCCUAAACCAGCCUUACUGCACUCCGUCUUCUUCCCAGCCUUGCAAGGAGCACAGACGAAAAUGAGUGCUAGUGACCCAAACUCCUCCAUCUUCCUCACAGAUACACCCAAACAAAUCAAGACAAAGAUUAACAAGCAUGCCUUCUCGGGAGGCAGAGAUACCAUUGAAGAGCACAGGAAGUACGGAGGCAACUGUGAUGUUGACGUGUCUUUUAUGUACCUGACUUUCUUCCUAGAAGAUGAUGACAGGCUUGAACAACUGAAGCAGGCAUACACAAGUGGGGAAUUGCUCACGGGGGAGCUGAAGAAGGUGCUUAUUGAAACAUUGCAGCCCUUGAUAGCAGCUCAUCAGGAGAGACGGAAACAGGUCACAGAUGAAAUGGUGAAGCAAUUCAUGACUCCACGGAAGCUAGCUUUUGAAUUUUGAAGUAUGUAACUUAUGACUUGAUAAACCAAAGUCAAGUAAUUGUUGUCUUCUGUUGUAUGUCAUCACUCCCUAGUUAUGUACAGCCUGCAAUCAGUGCUUUAUAAAUAUUGCUUUUAAUGAGUUAAUUGCAAUGAAUGUCAGAGUACAGGAAAAAUUUAAAAUAGGACUCAUAUCUAUUUAAAAUCAGAAUAUACAAGACAGAAUUGUCCAAUGUUGCAGAAAAGCAUGUCUGUCAGCACAAUGCUGUAUUUUAUUAUAUUUCAUGUUGAAAAUAUAAAUAAAACUUCCAUUUUGAUG